CCCUGCACCGCUUUCUCCUCUUCUGAGAACUGUGAUGCUGCUGCGGUUUGCCUUCACCUUGGGGCAUCCCCGCGGGGUCGCGGCUCGGUAUAUACACGGCAGCUCCCCGACCCUCAGAGCCAACAGGAGCAGCGCACGCAGAGAUGAUGGUCCCGGUGCUCCUGGCGCUGUGCAUCGCCCUUACGGAUGCCCUGACUGCCUUCCCCCCGAAGUUUCUGGUGGGGAACAGGGACCAGGAUGUGGUGGUGAAAUGCAACACCUCGAGGCAGGAGGUGACCUGGACACAGAACGGGGAGCCGGAGCCCAUGGCUGAGCUUGUGACCGAGGGACAGACUCUCACCAUCCGCGGCUUGGACCAGCCGGCCACCGGCAACUACAGCUGCUGGGCUGGGGGUGUCCUGCUGGACAGCACCUACGUGGUGGUCGGGGACAGCGGAGAGAAGGGCAGGAACGCCUCCUGCCAGGCUGAUUCCUACCGCGGCUCCUUCCGCUGCUCCUGGAUAGGGUCCCACUCCACCGUCUUCCGCGCCCGCCUCACACACAGCGACGGCUCUGUUGGGGACUGGGUGCCAGCAGCCAGGCACGGCAGGCGAUUCAGCGCCAACUUCACGGACCCCUCCUUCUGCCCCUUCGCAGAGGAGCUGCGCCCGCUGCAGCUGCACUUCGAGGGCAUCUCAUACACCUCCUUCUACAACUUCUCCAUUUACUUCUUUGUCCGUGAUAUUGGUGAGCUCAGCCCACAGACGUCCCCAGGGUGGGGUCGGGGUCCUGGGAGCCCCAGUGGGCCACAGCCCCAUGCUGAGCCCCGCUGUGCUCUGCUGCCCGCAGUGCGGCCCGACCCCCCGCAGGAGCUGACUGCGCACCUUCGGGAGGGGCAGCUCCACCUGGCCUGGGCCCCCCCCGCCUCCUGGCCGCUCCCCAAGUCCUACUUCGCCCUCCUCUACUGGCUGCAGUACGAGCUCCCCAACGGCACCCAGGUUGACACCUUUGUGGAGGGCACGGAGAAGAUGAGCCUGCAGGAGCGCGUGCGCCGGGUGCGCAUCAGCUGCCAGGACCCCUACACCUACACCAACACCUCCUGGAGCCCCUGGAGCAGAUGGCGGGAGGUGGACACAGCCCGGCCGUGGCGGGGCUGAGGGGCGCAUAGCCCUGGGCUGGGGGCUGAGGGGCAGCACCUCCGGGGUGAGGAGGCCAGAGCUGCCCGCUGCC
This is a messenger RNA of Gallus gallus (chicken), 1209 nucleotides long. It is a transcript of the gene IL12B2, whose product is annotated as interleukin-12 subunit beta-like. Gene Ontology annotation, molecular function: protein binding; cytokine receptor activity. Gene Ontology annotation, cellular component: membrane. The record is from RefSeq and is a predicted model, not a curated record. Lineage: Eukaryota; Metazoa; Chordata; Aves; Galliformes; Phasianidae. The transcript is spliced from 6 exons. Bases 144 to 1136 code for a protein of 330 amino acids.